Messenger RNA from Anneissia japonica, 13242 nucleotides. RefSeq names its product DNA-dependent protein kinase catalytic subunit-like. Gene Ontology annotation, cellular component: nucleus. The transcript has 92 exons. Bases 77 to 13060 code for a protein of 4327 amino acids. The record is from RefSeq and is a predicted model, not a curated record. Gene Ontology annotation, molecular function: DNA-dependent protein kinase activity; protein binding. Gene Ontology annotation, biological process: double-strand break repair via nonhomologous end joining; telomere maintenance; intrinsic apoptotic signaling pathway in response to DNA damage. NCBI's taxonomy places the organism in Eukaryota, Metazoa, Echinodermata, Crinoidea, Comatulida, Comatulidae.
AGCGGCAUGUUGAACUUUGUGGAGGCCUAGGCCUAGCCCCCUUGGAAUAUUUCUAAUUAAAAUAUCGUUUUUUGAGAUGAGCCAAGAAAUCAACGAAUUAUUAGUGUCUUUGCAUAGCUUCCUACAAAAUGUUGGGUCUACCCACACCGGUGAAAAAGCUUGCUCGUUGGCGGCAGAUCUGUCUUCUGUUUGCUUGUCCCAGGCCUCUGAAAGUAAAAUAGCCUAUUACUCAUCUGUUCUCUUUAAUGAAGAAAAAGGAAUAUUGUGUUUCCUGAACAAAGCUAUCCGUCAUGAUGAGUUCUUAGAAUGUAAGGUGGAAUUACUGGAAUUCUUGCUGAAGUUCUUAGAAAAGAUCAGCAGUAGGAUUGAACCAUAUGCCAUAGCCAUCAAGGAUGUGUGCUUUGCCAUCACAUGCAGGGAUGCCAAAUCCAAGCCUAAAGUAAAGGCAUUUGAACUGCUAAUCAAUUUACUGGAAAUUGUUGGUAAAACCACUGUUCGGCCAGAACUCAAGGCUGAUGCAAUGAUUAAGAGAUUUUUUUCUGAUCUGAUGCAACCCAUUAGUAAACUACCCCAAUCAGUGAGACACAAACUCUAUGAGAUUUUGGGAGUUUUUGCUGCAUUUUAUCCGGAAUUAAUGGUUAACUAUUCAGAGAAACUUUUGAAGAUUUAUCUGAGAGCUUUAAAGGAGCAGAUGACAUCAACAACCAAAAAACCUGAGUUGACUGCCAUUAGUGGAUGCCUGACCGGACUGACUCAUUUUCUGACAAGUUUUACUCAAUCUUGUGAGGAAGAGUCUGAACACUCGGAUGAGAUUUACAGAUAUGCCAAGAUGAGCAUCGAUCCGACGGUUGAUCUCCAGCGUUACCACAUUCCAAAGGCCGGACUUCUUCUCUUUACCAAACAUGCACCACAGUUUAAUGAGUAUCUCUACAGAGACCAUGUAGAAAUCUAUGACAAAAUUUUCAAGUGGACAAAGCAUGGAAAUCGUGACAUGAGAAAAGCUGGAUACAAGAGUCUGGAUUCAUUUUUAAAAGUCUUAGCAGACAUGCUGGUUGAGAAGGCUAACAGUGGUGAUGGAAAAGGAAGGGCUGUUUUUAAGUGGUUCAUUCAGAAGUUUAAAAGCAUCAUUGACGACCCUACUAGCGACAGUAUGGACUUGGCCACAGGCGUAAGGGGCUAUGGAUUCUUCGCUGCUCCCUGCAAGCUGCUUUUAUCCAAAGAGGAUGUACAGUUUAUGUUCAGUGAAAUGAUCCAAAGAAGUGAACAGCUUUAUUUACAACAAGAGCAGGUGUCGGAUGAGAAUGUCAGCCACUUGCCAAACUUCUUAGAGGCUCUUGCAAGCAUAAUUCAACAACUGGAUCAGCUUUCUGAUUCCUUCAUUUUGCCAUUGGAGCAUCUGUUUGCAGUGAUGAUCAACAGCUUCCCUCAAGUCCCAUUCUACCAGCAGUUCCUGUGCUCAAAAGCUUUACUCAAUGUUCUCAUCACAUUGGCACCAAAAGGAUCAACACUCAAGGACUUCCUCUCAGUUAUUGUGUAUCAAGGACUUAUAAAGACGAUUUCUCACAGAGUUCAUUUAGGUGUGAACCUGGAUCAAGAGAAUAGGCAAAGCACAGCUGAAGAUGCUGAAGAUAUCCAGAGUGAUGCACGCACCAUCACGUUCAGGAACUACAUCCAGCUGUGGCUGCAACUUCUUGACAGUCCUCUCAUGAAGGAAGUUGACGCACUAGGUACAAAUUAUCAGGAUCGAUGCCAGAUCCAUGUAAUGGUAUAUGAGGAGUUGUUACUGGCUGUACUUAAGGUUCUGCAUAAAUUGGACUUGACCUCAACAAAGAAACAAACAUCGGAAGAUGAAUUGUUAGAUGUAAUGGCACAAAUGCUGGACAUAUCAUCAGAUCCAAUACACGGACUGCAACCCACAAAUGCCAAAGACUUCCAAAUAUUUAUCAAUUUGGUGGAAUUUUUUAGAGAGCUUCUACCUCAGACCAAACCAGAAUAUUUUGAGCCAUGGGUGUUGAAGUUCAGCCAGGAGGUCAUAGUGAUGUCAACUCAAAACCCACUCAUCAGCGGCUUCUACAAACUUCUAUCAGUUAGCAUGACCGGGGCUAAAAAGAUCUCUUAUUUCGAGGAUUGUUCUGAAGGGGAUGAAGACAGCAUGGAUGUUGCUUACACACACAUGGAAUGUGUUUCGCAAAACGAGAGGCAGGUCAGCUUCACGUUGUUCACAAAGUUCACGUUGGAAGUAUUAGUACGACUGAAGCUGUUUAAAGAUGAUCUGCUGGUUGCCUGCCUGCAAUACAUUCUUUCGCUGCCCCACGAAAUCGUUGAAGAUAUUCUUGAAAAAUUAAUUCCUGCUAUGAAGAUUACAUUUCAACUUGGCCUGAGCUAUUUGAGGAUAGCUGAAGCAGGCUUGUCAGCCCUUACUACCUGGACCAGCAACAUACCUCAAGAUAAACUCAAACCAAUGUAUAAUGAGGUAUUACCUCUCUUUGAUGAUUACUUAAGAGCAACUAGUCUAAAAGAAAAUGAAACCGGGGUUACAGUGCAAGUAUCCAGGACAGCAGGCCGUCGGGCUCCAACAAAAGCCAGUUUUACAAAGCCAAAGGAAAUCUCUGGCCUGGCUGAUGAAUCACCUUUAAAGAAAGUUCAGCUGAGUAUCUUGAAGUUCCUAGGCUCACUUGGAGGGCAGAUGAAUGCCUGUAUGCUGAAUUCUAACAGUGAAGAAAUUGCUAAGGUAGCAGUCGCUUGGGACAGGGAGCCUAGGCUGCCAUAUCCGGUGCCUUUUUUUGACAUAAAACCAACUAUUAACCUAGAUCUCUUCUUACCUAGGAUUGUGGAAUUAGCAGUAAGCUCAGGCAACAGACAAACUAAGGUCGCUGCUUGUGAAUCAUUACAUACCAUUGUCCUGUACAUGUUAGGCCUUGGCAAUCAGCAAACAGACCAACGCCAAGCAAAGAGCCCAAUGCAGAAUCUUUACAAACGAGUAUUCCCAGCUCUACUACGAUUGGCUUGUGAUGUGGAAGAGGUUGCUAAGCAACUAUUUGAACCAUUCGUAAUGCAGCUAAUCCAUUGGUUCACAAACAACAGGAAGUUCGAGAGUGAGGAGACAAUGUCGCUGCUUGGCGCCAUCUUGGACGGUAUUAUUCAUCCUACCAACACAGCCUUACGUGACUUCAGUGCUAAAUGCGUGAAGGAAUUCUUGAAGUGGUCGAUCAAGCAGACAACAAAGUCCCAGCAGGAGAAAUCGCCAAUCAAUACGAAGUCUCUUCUGAAACGUCUCUACAGCAUGGCACUUCAUCCCAACACCUUCAAAAGACUUGGUGCUGCACUGGCCUUCAACAAUAUUUACACAGUGUUUCGGGAGGAAGACUCACUGGUUGAUAUGUUUACAUUUGAGAUGUUAGUGGUGUAUGUAAGAAGUCUAGCUUUGGCUCAUCAUGAUGACAAGUCACUUGGAACACAGGAGCAGGGCAGUGAAGUUUUGAAACAUCUUGGACGAAUAGUGAAGGAGAAGGCUGCUUUGUUUAACAAGACCAGCAAACUUCGGAGGUUACCCAGAGGUUUUCCACAAGACAUGUCACCUACCUUAAGUCACAUGAUCUUGUUCCUGCUAACUGAGUGCGGACGGCCACAAACAGAAUGCCGUCAUCAGUGUAUGAAUUUAGUAAGUCAGCUGACACCACUACAGCCAGGUGGCUGUAGGACUUCUGAUUGGAUGAAAAAUACACUGAAAGAAAAAGGACCAGACUAUUUCUGUUCCAGAUUUGAAGGUGGUGGAGGAACAGGGUCAGCUGCUGUGGGUAUCAGAAAAUACCUAACACUCCCCUCCAUGUCGAGUGCGUUUUCGUUAAAGAUCAGCACACGGUGGUUUGAUAAUAUUCUUGCUGCUUUGGACUGCUACUGCUGGUCAUUUGGAGAACGCCUAGUUACUCCUAGUGACGUAUUUACAAGUAGGAGCAAUACAGCUUUAUUUGAAUCCAUGGAAUUCUUCCUGCAAAAGCUAGCCAUGUCAGACAUCAACGCAGCUACUCGUCUAUUCCGUACCAAAGCCUCAGACACAUUUACUCCCAGAGAACACGAAGAAUACAACUAUGCUAAGUGUACCGUGACCGUGAGGGUGUUUGAUUUCCUAAUGAUUCUGCUGAAAACAUGCCCUAACGAUAUUCAAAAGGUGUUGCCUGCUCGAAUUCUGGAUGAGCAUCUGAUUGGCUUAAUUGUGUCAUGUGUCUUAGAACCUUGCAGUGUUGGAUUCAACAUGGCCGACAUAAUGGUCAUUAGUAAUCUUCCAAAAACAACCAGCACUCUUUUGAAUGAGUUGAUGAACAGGGUUCCUCCUUUAAGAGGAAAGAUAAAAAAAUUUAUCAUAGAGAAGCUGGAUGGAAAUAGAAAUCUCAACAUAUUUCAUCAACUUGAUUCUUUAUUUACGGACACAAACAUGGAUUUUACCAAGGUGCUGCAUCUAAUAUCUGGUUUCAAACAGCUCCAUCAAGCUGGACUACUGGUACCUGCUAUUAGUAAGGAAGGAGUUCCUUCACAAAUGGAUCUUGCUAACCAAUUACUCAACUGUGUUUUCAACUCACUUUUCAUUACUCAAGAAGGAUGUCUAGUAACCAGGAAACCAAGUCCAAUGUCAUUAGAUCUUGGACAACAAUUGUUGAAGCUGGCAUUUUCUAUUGGAAUCCAGACAAAGCUUUUGCUCAGUUAUCUGAGGAACAAAGACCGAGUGGUGAGCAGCUUAAACACUUCAAAGAACUCAUCUGUUCGCAAAGGCGCUGUGUUCUUCACCACCUUCAAAUCCACUAUCAUCCACCAGUUUUUGAAGCAAGUAAAUGAAGCAACGAUGAUGCUAAUGCAGGACCUUGAAGAUGAUCCACAACAAACUUGCAACAUUAUGGGUAAUAUAUUGCAGACUAUCAUCAACGACAAGCAACUCAGAAAAAAAUACGGUACUGGUGUUGUGAAUGCAGUUUUGUCCAAUUGGAACAAACUUCGGCCGUGGUGGAUUGAGGGCAGCAGUCAAGACAUGAAGGCUUCUUGUCUGCUCUUGUUGAAGAGUUUGCUACAGAUAGAUUCAAAGUUUGCCUCUGACUGUCAACAUCCAUCAUUCAAAAUCAUCUUCAAAAUGUACACAGGAUUUCUUCUUGACCGGAAGUCACCUUUGACCUUCAAAGCACAAGUGUUGGAAGUCCUGUAUUUUUUUACGCAAGUGACAGAACCACAACUCACAGAGUUGAAAGAAUGUCUUGAUGAAUUUGUUACUUACAACUUCCCACUAACUUCAACAGAAUUUAAAGUAGGUACUUCUCAGUACAAUGAUUAUAUCACAGCUUUUAAUAAGCUUUUGACGGCUCUUGUGUUUUCCGGGUCAAUGAUUUUGCUGGAAGUUAUAAUAAGCGUUGUCUGUCGUGAGGCAAAGCACGUCCAUGAAAAUAGUAUCCAGGACACGUUUGCUGCAUUUAUCAAACGACUACAGCCAGAUGAGCAGCAAAAAGCAUGCAAUGUGUCAUUUGAAAUAUUCCUAAAGGAAUCAAGUUUUCCAAAGGAAAUGCGCCGGGCAACCAUUGAGCGUGUCUGCAUCCCCAUGCUGAGGCUAUCUAGUGCCGUUGCUGUGAAAGCGUUUUUUAAGUCCCACAUCAAGAAGAUGAUGUCGAUCAUUGAAGCAAAACAGACAAAGUACCCAGAGGCGACCUUUGAGGUCCAACUCGUCUCCAAGAUCUGCUCUUUCCAACUAGUUGAGAUCAUGUACUCACGUCUAACCAAGGAAGAAUUACGGUCACCAGGCUCGGAGAUCAAUAGAGCCUUCUGCGAAUUAGCAGACAACAAGGGUGAUGAGCUUACCAAAGCCAUCUCCAAAGUUGGCCGUACAGUGAUGGUUGAAGAUGUUCGUGGUGAAACAGUUGCCAUGGAGCUGAGACGGCAGCUUCAUUGUAUGGCCUACAAUACCAUGAUGGCUGUGAUUUGCUGUACUCAGACUGAAUUGAAAUUUUACAAUGUUUUCUUGUUCAGUGACAACACUGCUAAGGGUCAGUUUUUGUUGGAGAAUAUCAUUGAUGCACGAAGACAAUACACAUUUGAAAUUGAAUUCGAUGCUCAGCCGGAAAGGAAGAAGCGAUACAUCGCAAUACGAAAUCAAGCAAGACAGGCUGCGAACAAUGGACAAGAAGGGGCUGAAGAGUCCAUUCACUACCUGUCAUCCCAGUACUUAGCUGACAGUAGUCUUAGUGAAGACAUCCACAGGUUUGAUUUCACCGGUUCAAGGCAGUUUACACCAAGCGUCGAUAGUAUGUCCCAAGCAGACGAUGCAAAAAAUUCAUCCAAUCAGGAAGCUGUAUCAGAGAAUCAGCCUUCAGCCAUGGUGUAUGGUGAUUCGGUGGUAAUGGAAGAUGAUGCUCUUAACCAGCACGAGUGUAUGGCAUCGCUCGUUGGCCUGUUGAACCACAUGAAAGCAAACAUCACACCUCAACAAGCCACACAGGGAAGUCAAAGCAGCAGUAUGCCAGCGUGGAUGGCAUGGUUGCACCAGAAGGCAAUGAAAUCAAGUGAUCUUGGAACCAAGUUGUUUAUAGCAAGACUCAUUGUCAAUAUACCAGAGAUCUUUCAGCCGUAUGCCCAACAUUGGUUUGCCCCCUUGAUCAGUAUAAUAGUUGGGGGAAGCAGUGCUGGGGAAGGCAUUCACAGCAUGGUUGUCGAUAUCAUGGUCGUUAUGCUUCAGUGGACACCAGUUGCCAUUCCACAGGAGAGAGUAAUUGCUAAUCGCUUGGUGGAGUUCUUGAUGAAUCACAGUUACCAUCCAACAAAGCAGGUUCUAAGACGCAAUCUUGACCUCAUUAAGACCACGAUAGAAUGCUGGAAGUCUGUUCUCAACAUAUCCACAAGUGUGAUAAUGGAGAAAUUUUCUGUAGGGAACCGUGACGAUAGCAGAAGGUCUGUUGGAAUCCAACUUCUUGGAUUGGUGUUGGCUAACAAUCUCCCACCAAUAAGCCCGUCAUCAGAUGUAGAUGAAGAUGCGUUUUACAGAAAGUUGGCCAGCAAUCUGUGUUGCAAGUACAAAGAAGUGUACGCGCCGACGGCCGAAGUAAUUGGAAUGAUAAUGAAACGAAUGAAGGACCAAGACAAAUUAACAGAUGGGAUGAUCCACCAGUAUACGCAGUCUGAGUUGAUGGGCCUACAUGCUUCAAAGAAGAGUGUUUUCAUCAUUUGUCUCGACAAGAUUUGUCUUCAUUACCCACUGUUCGCUGAUAAGUUCAUCAAUAAAGUGAUAUUUGAUGUUCCGUCUUUACAUGGGCAACCAAAGACCCAAUGUGUUGACAUCCUUGUGACCAGGAUUGACACAAUUGAAAAUGUGUUUAUCGUGAUGAAAAAUAUAGGAAUAGAUGAUCUUCUGACGCACAGAGAUGAGGCUCAGCAGGUGGCUGCCUUGAAGCUUGUAAACGGCGCUUUGAAAGUUCUAAAGGCUAAAGAACUGCACUGUCUGCUUCCCUCUAUCGUCAGUUUUGUGAGCAACCCAAGCGCAGCCUGUAGAGAAGUCAUGUUUGAUAUUCUCAUGUGGAUAUUUGAUAACUACAGAGACGAAGCUAUGUUAUUAACAGAUGAAGGGGCAAAGGAGGUAUUGGAGAUGGCUAGAAUUGCUCUCCUGCAGGGACUGACAGAUGAAGAGCCAGCCCUCAGGCUAGUUAUUCGCAAUUUCUGGAGUCAUGAGACCCGACUGCCAGCAGACACUGUGGACCGUAUGGUGGCAAUACUACAAUGCAUGUACUGUCCCAUCACUGAAGCUCAGUUCCUUAGCUAUGCAACAAACUUACUUCUUGAGAUGACCUCACGCAGUCCCGACUACAAGAGGGAAAUAUUUGAAACGCCGCUCUCUGAGUGCAGGUUUGAGGAUGUUGUGAUUAGUCAUUCAUGGAAGCAGCGUCACGUAGCUUUAUCGACUCCGUUGUUUGUAGAAACUCAAAUGAGCCAAUCCAGUACAGGAUCACAAUCACCUCCGUCUUUGCAAGAACAAGCUGGUGGAAAUCUACGUGCCACCCAAGAUGCUCAGCAAUUUGUCGCCACACAGGAUGUUGGAGCAACUGCGGGUAGGAAGAAUGCAUACAACUGGUUGACAGGAAGUCAGGACACUUUUGCUGAUUUCUCAGCCAGCUCAAGCUUGUCAUCUUCUUCAAUGCUGUUCACACUUAGCGAACCAAGCAAAACUCGCAGGUACGGGAGGAAAACAUAUGCACCAGUUGGGCCUGGGUUUGGGCAAGCUAGGCCUAGAGGCACAGAUGCUCCCGAUGCAGGAGGUGAUGUGUCUUCUGAGAAGGACAAAGAAAUCCUUCGACUUAAGCGUCGUUUUCUGAAAGACAAAUCAAGUCAGGGAGUAUACUUUGCACGGCAACAAAUUAAGAGGAAACAGAGGAGUCAACAUAUGAUGAAGCAACAACAUGAAAGGCGUUUGAAUACUGUGACAAUGUACAGACAAUAUCGUAAAGGAGAUUUACCAGAUAUCCAGAUCAAGAACUCCUAUGUAAUUGCGCCACUGCAGGCCUUGGCACAGCACGAUGCUACCUUAGCACAGAUGCUGUUUACCUCCCUCUUUUGUGGCAUUUUUACGCAAAUUGAAGAAGUAAAACAAGAAGGUCAAGCGGCAACAGUGGUCCACGACAUCAACCAGCAUCUCAACAGUAUGAUCAGUUGUUCCACAAAGUACUUCCCUCCAUUUAUUCAUACUAUACAGGAGAUAGCAUUUCAUCAUUCCAAACAGUUGAACCUUGACCCUGCAGCAGUCAGCACUGCUAGCCUUAUGAGCCAGGAAAUUAAUAUGGGUAUUGUGUUGUUAGAAGAAUACCUGAUGAAAAAAUGCUGGAGUGACGAGAACCGACGAAAGAAGCCAAGGCUAGAUAGACAGCAGCUGUCACCUGAAAUCAACACGUGGAUCCAGCUGUCCAGACUUUACAAGGCAAUCGGUGAGUUUGAUGCUCUUCAAGGUAUCUUUACAAGCAGGAUAGGCACAAAUGAACUUACUAAGCAGGCUGUGGAGGCAGAGGCUAGAGGUGAUUAUGCAACUGCAUACAAGCGAUAUAAUGAGGCACUGAAUUGUGAUAGUUGGGAUGGCGCAGAUCCUCAGCAAGUUGAACAAGAUUUUUGGGAUGAAGCUCGUCUACAUUGUUGUAGUCAAUUGACCCAGUGGGCUGACCUAGAGAAAUAUGCAGUGGAAAAUGUUGAUGACAACAACCCACCUGACCUCAGCAAGAUGUGGAAUGACCCAUUUUAUCAGGAUUGUUACCUGCCAUACAUGGUUAAAAGCAAGUUAAAAUUGUUGAUUGCUGGAGGAGAUGAUGAAUCGCUUCUAAAGUUCAUUGACCUCUCCAUGAGAGACCAGGACAACAGAAAUUACAGAAAUUACUUGGAGUCCAUGUUCAGUGAGGAACUAAGUCUUCUGUACAUCUUACAAGACGACUACAACAGAGCAAAGUAUUAUAUAGACGAGCACAUUCAGGCAUUUUUACAGGAUUGGUCUGGUCUUGGUCAGCUAAUGACGACUAGCAGAAUGUCUAAGCUGCGCACCGUACAACGAUUUACAGAAAUCAAAGAGUUUUUAGAAUUUGUGACAACCAGUAAGCAGGAUGAUUCACACACUUUCAGUUUACUUGAGAAGUGGGCAAGUAGAUACCCAGAUCCUAGGCAGGAUCCGAUUAAUAUUUGGGAUGAUGUUACUACCAAUAGGUCAUUUUUUAUGGAGAAGUUGGCAACAAGAGGCAGAGUAGAUGACUUCGGUGACAGUGAUAUGUUGUCACAAGACAGAAGUUUAUAUGAAAGAAUUGAGACUGGAAACCUGAUGAUGCAACUGAAGAUGGCAGACAGUGCUUGUCAGCUGGCAAACUUUCCUGUAGCCAAAAAGAACCUAAAGAAAAGCUACCGUAUUCUGGACAAUCACGAUUCUCUGCGGCCUAUGUGGACAUUUGCAUAUGUGAAUAUGUAUCAAACUGAAGCUCCCUCAAUGGAGCCCACUAACAGAGUAACCACAGUCUUGUCAACAUUCAACCCCUUAGAAAAACUGAGCAGUUUGCCUGUACUGCAGCAUGAGAAGUCUGUGGGGAUUAAAUACAAUAUGAUGAUGAGCAGGUCAUGCGAGAUCAUCGCUCACACUCUGCUACAGUCAGGUGGUGCAGUUAUGCAAGAAAUAAAUGCUAAUAAGCUACAGAGGUUAAAAGAGCUGAUCAAUGUACAAUCGGAUGAUCCAAGAAAGGUUGCUGAUGGCAUGUUCAACAUGGCCUACUCUCACCUUGAAAAGGCUGUGAAUUGUACCUCCCAGGAUGCAACAUCUGAUGCCCAGUCUGUAGCUAGUGAAGCUCACAUGGCCAUGGCUUUGUACUGUGACAAAGUUCUCAGAUGCCAGGAAGAAGGUGGUGCAGUUAUGCAAGAAAUAAAUGCUAAUAAACUACAGAGGUUAAAAGAGCUGAUCAACGUACAAUCGGAUGAUCCAAGAAAGGUUGCUGAUGGCAUGCUCAACAUGGCCUACUCUCACCUUAAAAAGGCUGUGAAUUGUACGUCCCAGGAUGCAACAUCUGAUGCCCAGUCUGUAGCUAGUGAAGCUCACAUGGCCAUGGCUUUGUACUGUGACAAAGUUCUCAGAUGCCAGGAAGAAGAUGAGAAGCUGACCCUGCAGAAUAUCGAAGUAUUUCCAGUGGCUAUAGUAACAAACAUCCUUCAGGCAAUGAGACACGGGUCAACAGAGGCAAUGCAGAGGUUCCCCAGGCUGCUCCAGCUGGUGGAAGAUAAUCCAGACGCUGCAAAGGAGUUUAUAGAGAAGUCUGGGAGUGUACCCUGUUGGAUGUUCAUUAGCUGGAUCAGUCAGAUGGUGGCGCUGUUGGAUAAGGACUCGGGUCAUUGCGUCCACAGCAUCCUAAUGUCCAUUGCCAAAGAUUACCCCCAGGCUUUGUGUUACCCAUUCAAGAUUAGCAGUGAUAACUUCCAAUUUGACAAGAGCAUAGAUGUCGGAGUGAAGAACGCUGAAGCUGUGGAGAGAAUCCGUAACGAGCUGAUGAAGGUUCCGAUGAUAGAGAGCCUGAUAAAUGCUCUUAACCAGCUCAGCAAUCCUGAUCAUCUUUUUAAGUCUGGGAGUGUACCCUGUUGGAUGUUCAUUAGCUGGAUCAGUCAGAUGGUGGCGCUGUUGGAUAAGGACUCGGGUCAUUGCGUCCACGGCAUCCUAAUGGCCAUUGCCAAAGAUUACCCCCAGGCUUUGUGUUACCCAUUCAAGAUUAGCAGUGAUAACUUCCAAUUUGACAAGAGCAUGGAUGUCGGAGUGAAGAACGCUGAAGCUGUGGAGAGAAUCCGUAACGAGCUGAUGAAGGUUCCGAUGAUAGAGAGCCUGAUAAAUGCUCUUAACCAGCUCAGCAAUCCUGAUCAUCUUUUUAAGGACUGGAUUAAGGAAGUAAAACAGUUGUUCCAGGCUACUGUGCUAGAUAAAGACGCCAUUUUGAAGUCGUACAGCGACAUGUACUCAGCCUUAUUCGACUACAAUGCAAGUCAAGCUAACAAUGGUCUAAGUGGUGUCGUGUUUGGAAACUUCAGGCGCAAAUUUGCUCAGGAUUUUCAAAAGAAAGUGAUUUCUGAAUUUGGAAUUGGUGGUAGUAGGUUGGUGAAAAUGAAACGCCAGAAUGUAAGUCAAAGCUGUCAGAAGAUCCUGCAAGAAAUCACAGAAAAGAAGAGAAUAGUGCCAGCUAACAUCAAAGAAUAUUCCACUUGGUUCCUUGAUUUCCAGACGAUCAACCCAGAUCAAGAGCUUGAAAUACCGGGCCAAUAUGAUGGCAAGACCAAACCACUUCUAUCUCAUCACGUGACAAUAGCUGGUUUCGGGGAACAAGUUCUAGUGUUGUCAUCUCUAAGGAAACCCAAACGAAUUAUAAUUCGUGGCACCGACGAGAGGGAGUAUAUGUUCCUGGUGAAGGGAGGAGAGGAUCUUCGUUUGGAUCAGCGAGUAGAGCAGCUCUUCACGCUCAUGAACGAGAUACUGGACAAGGACGCCACCUGUUGUCAGCGUGGGUUAAAACUUAAAACUUAUCAAGUCAUCCCCAUGACACCUAGCCUGGGAUUAAUUGAGUGGCUGCAAAAGACAAGUGUGCUUCGUGAAUUACUGUAUGGAGCAAUGACGGAGGGACAACUCAAGCACUAUCGAUCAGCGAAUGGUGCUUUACUUAAACAUGCUGCUUGGGUCAACAAAUUUGGAGCAAAGAAGAACGAAAAGGAUUUUGGAUUGCGAUAUGCACAAAUGUACAGCAAAGCAAAUCGAACAGAGACUGAAUUGUGCCUCAAAGACUGUGAAUCCCAGGCUCCUCCAGACUUACUCAGGCGGGCAUUUAUGUCCCUGAGCUCCACACCGGAAGCGUUUCUAACUUUGAAGACGCACUUUACGCGCACGCAUAGUGUCCUCUGCAUCUGCCAGUAUCUGUUAGGCAUCGGUGAUCGGCAUCUUUCCAACUUCCUUGUUGAUAUGGAAACUGGUGGAAUGAUAGGCAUUGAUUUUGGACACGCGUUUGGAUCAGCAACGCAGUUCCUAGCAAUUCCUGAGUUAGUUCCAUUUCGGUUGACACGGCAGAUCAUGAACCUGUUGCUGCCGUUCAAUCAAGAUGGUCUUCUGCAGAAGACAAUGUGUCACACGCUACGAGCAAUACGCAACAACCACGAUCUGCUGCUCAACACGAUGGACGUAUUCAUCAAGGAACCCUCUCUGGAUUGGAAAGAAUUUGCUCAAAAAGCAUCUACGCAAAAAAGGGAUGAUGAUGAGCAAGACGGAGGGGAUAUGUCGUGGUACCCCAGAGAAAAAGUCAGCUAUGCAAAAGCCAAGUUUAAAGGGGCUAAUCCAGCAUACAUAACAAGGAAUGAACUGCAUCUUGGUCACAGCACGAAGGCUGUGUGUAAUUCGUACAAGGCGGUAGCUAAGGGGGACCAAAAGUACAAUCAGCGAGCAAGGGAACCUGACAAAGACCUAAGUGUUGAAACGCAAGUAGCGUGUUUGAUAGACCAAGCCACGGAUCCCAAUACACUGGGGCGGAUAUGGCAGGGAUGGGAGGCUUGGAUGUAGAUACAUAGGCCUGACGGAGUGAGCAACAGGCCUGCGACUGAAGAGGAUAUGAAAGAGAUAAUCAGCCUAGAUGUAGGUAUAUUAGCAUAGCAGACCAAGCAAUAGAUGUUAAGGAUAGGAGGCUUGCAUGUGGGGUUGGGAAGAGGCAAGCAUAUAAUAAAAAAUGGAAGGCAUUAGUCCAA